Molecule: messenger RNA, 2433 nt
Organism: Alternaria viburni
Lineage: Eukaryota; Fungi; Ascomycota; Dothideomycetes; Pleosporales; Pleosporaceae
Exons: 1
Coding region: 1-2433 (810 amino acids)
Source: RefSeq, a predicted model, not a curated record
AUGGAUCAAAAUGGCCACGCAGACGUACCGAAUUCUAUCAUGGGCGAUGGCAGCAACCUGCCCAAGCCUUUGAGACAGCAACGGGCGCCAGGGACAAGCGUUGAUCUGGAACCCGACGAUAAUCUGGAAAAACAGAGCCUCCGCACAAGCAAAGACUGUCUCAUUGCGAGACAUCCUGCCUCGGACGCCCAUAGCGGCAAGCGACAAAAGGUAGUCGACAACAGCACCCCUAUCAAUGCUAGUGGCCAACUCAACGUAAACGACAUUACACAUAAUCCUGAAGCCCUAGGAAGUACGGUGGGUGAUCAAAGAAUGAGUGUUCAUCACGAAAAGAAAGACGAUGCGAAAGGUGCGAUGUGGCGAAGAAAGAGCAAGGUCCCUCCAACCCUGCCCUCAACGAGGUUAGAAGCUGCAGAACUUAUCCGUGACGAGACGCGUCCUUCUUCGACGCUUGGGAAUGGAGAGAAUCGCUGCGCUUGGCGUCCGCCUGAUCCUACGUCCUCCGCGAUAGCUUCGAACAAUCUCGCAGUGGAAUCGAAGGGGGGUACACCGGGAAAGCUUGACAAGAGUGACCUCAUCGAACAAUCAGGGAUAUAUCAGGCGCAGACAUUACUAAGAAAAGUUGAUGAUGAUCGCAUGUAUACUCAUGGACCUGCUCGCAUCAUACGAAUCACCAGCACAGGUGGAGAAGGAGGUACUCUUGCGUUACAGCUCUCGCACGAGCUUUCUCGGAAGAUGAUAACGCAGAUCGAGGCUGGCCGCAAAUUCCGAGCUACACGCGAGGCGGUCGACAGGCGGACCAAUGACUUAAUUGCAGCAGACGCUCGCAUAUAUGCGGAACAGAUCCGCGCCAAGGAAGAGCUGGAAAAAUAUCUCAGUGAUUUCGGAGAGCGGGAGCUCACGCCAGAGGAGUCAACCAAGGCCCAUGCGAUGGUAGCGCGGUGCAACGAACCAGGGCACCAGCGCGCAGCGAUGAAGAAAGAACGGGAGCAAUUGCCACAAUAUCUGCAAGGAUUACAGAACACGUGGCUCGAACGUGUAAAAGAGGUAGAGGCUAUCCAUGAGGAUGUUUUCGUGAAACGUAAGCUCAUUUCUGAGACAACAGAGCUAGAGAGUCUGCCAUGGGACCAGAGUCUGAACGGCGACAAGGAUGUUGUCACCCCAGAUCCUGUACCGCAGAUACAGGGAAUAGGACCGACCAGUAUGCAGCCAUCUGAUGAAGCUCCACGCCUCGGUCUUGCUAUGCGCAACAGGUUCACCAAAGCCGCCAUGCAAGUAGCUCGCGAAAAGCACGACGAAUAUCGGCAAGGAUACGAAAAAGGUCUUAAGGAGUAUAUCGCCAAGCAGGUCAAUCGUCCGAAUGUUGACUUUCGCAUCGAAUUUAGUCAUAAGUGGCUUGAAGGCUGGCACGACGUCAUCGUAACGCUAGAGGAGGCCGAGAAGGCUGCACAGGAUGCGUACGACAGGGCACGAGCUGCGAAUGUCACCGUGGCAGACAGUAUGGACGACGGAGAGCGAACCCUUGCAUAUGAUAUAGAGUGGUGGGACAAGAUGUCGCUGAAGCAACUCGAUCGGAAUAGAAUCGAAAGGUGGCAGAACGACGUUGUUCUCGGUGACUUAGGACCAACACACCCUGCUGGAAAAGAUGAGGCGGAGCUCGAACAGCAGAGCAAAGAUGUCCAGCCUGAGAAGAAGACGGCAGAGCCUGCGAUCGAUAGUCCGGGCGGCGCACCUGUGAACCCCUCAGAAAGGCAGCCAGUCGUUGGGUCUGAAGGUAUGGCGGCAUUACCAGCUCUCCAUGUCUCAAACAUGAAAGCCACACCCUUGCAAAAGAUAGAACAACUUCUCGCUGAAGUAACAGGGGCUCUGGAUCGCGCCAGUGAGCUGACCAGUACGCAAGCACACAAGCCCGGACGGGCAAGCGCAGCUACUGGGACAAAAGCUGAUGAAGCCAACAAGCGAACUUCAGCGGUACAUGCAAGCUCUGUUCCCCCUGAAGAUUUUGCAGGCGUAAGUGCCGAGGAUCGUAUGGCAGAGGCGAUAGACCUACCACGACGAGUGGUUUCGCAAGCUGCGAACAUCUUGCCAAGCCCCAUAGCCAACCAGGUGACAGGCAAGUCAAACCCUGGUGGGCAGAACAUUGACCAGGGUCCUGAAGAGCCAUCGACGAGCAAGGGAAGGACAGAGCAUACUAUCAUUCUGGAGCCAAAGAAGAGGCAGAAUGGCGAGGACAUGGACUCGCAGUUGGAAACAGACCUGAAGGGAUAUAUGAAGAAGUAUAACAUCCCGCCGCCUCCGAUCUCCAGAAAGAGAGACAGGGACAAUUCGCUCGACCAGCGCGACGUCCUUAUAACCGGUAGCGAGCGUGCCUACGGAAGCAGGCGGAGACGCAUCGACAAGUGGGGUAGCUACGUCCGCGGUGGUGAUUGUUGA